This is a messenger RNA of Heterostelium album PN500, 1482 nucleotides long. RefSeq names its product glycosyltransferase (gene fut3). The record is from RefSeq and is a predicted model, not a curated record. NCBI's taxonomy places the organism in Eukaryota, Evosea, Eumycetozoa, Acytosteliales, Acytosteliaceae. Gene Ontology annotation, molecular function: fucosyltransferase activity. The coding region runs from base 1 to 1482 and encodes 493 amino acids. The transcript is spliced from 7 exons. Gene Ontology annotation, cellular component: membrane.
AUGGCUAUUGUUUUAUCUAAAAAAUAUAAUAAACUAGUUUUUGCUAUUAUUAGUAAUAGUAGUAUUUCAAACGGAGAAGAAAAAAUUCAUCACAAUCAUGGAAAGACAGAUAAAAUAAAAAUAAAUUCAAUAAAUCAUUCAACUCCCAAAUCAGUAAAAAAUAUAGUUAGAGCAUCAAAAGAGGAUGGAGAUUCAAAUAUUAGAUUAUAUAUAGAGGAAACUGAUAUUAAAUGGAGAUGGAACCAUCCUAAAAAAGAUAAAUGCCAUUAUUCCAAUAAAAGAGACUAUCAAAAACAACCUGUUAUAUUUGGUUUCAACUCUUGGUAUAGAGAAGAUUCAAAUUGUGAAAUUCCUUGUUUAAAUGAAGGAGGAGGAAGAGGUUACUCCGAUGGCAGUAUAUUCUACCGUGGCACUGGUAAAUGUACGAAAUCAGUUUAUUUCACAAUGGAGAAUGUACCAGCGAAUAAGAAUUCAUAUGAUAUAGUGUCAGGAAUUUACUUGGACACCGAUGUACCACUUCCAAUGUUUGGUUGGAAUCAAUACACCUAUGCAGAAGAACCAAAACCAAAGGAUUCGAAAUCACAAGGAUUGGUUGCAGCAUUUAUUUCAAAUUGUGUACCACAAAAGAGAUUGGAAUGGUUGAGAAGAUUGGACAAGGCUGGUGCUAAAGUAGAUUCCUAUGGUAGAUGUGAAACCAACAAGGAAAUUCCCAGUAGAAAUGGAAUCCCCAAUGAUUACAACGGACAAAAGUUAAGAAUAGGUGAAACCUAUAAAUUCAUUAUGGCAUUCGAGAAUUCCAAUGCCGAUGAUUAUGUUACUGAGAAACUGUUUGGAGUAUUGGCAGUUGGUUCUGUACCAUUGUAUGAUGGUGCACCCAAUGGCUUAAAGUUUGCUCCAAAUAACCAUUCGGUUAUAUUCGCACAGGAUUUCGAGUCACCAGAGAAGUUGGCAGAGUAUUUGUUAUAUUUAGAUAAGCACGACGAUGAAUAUCAAAAGUAUUUAGAGUGGAAGAAGACUGGUCCCACCAAAGAUUGGACAGCAAUGGUAGACAUUGCAAGAAUUGGUGCCGAAUGUAGAGUUUGCUACAGAAUAGCCGAUCUCCAUCGUAAGGAUGUCGGUAUGGUAUUCGGCGAUCAAGAGAAACGUGAUAAAUAUAUAAAGGUACCAAGCGAUUGGAAUCCAUCAAAAGGAAUUGUUGUUUAUAUAAGACAUAGAGGUACAUUUUGGUAUUACUCUGUUCCAAUUCCUUUUGGUACAACUGCCAAGGAGUUCCAAACAAUCAUUGAAAAGACUAUUCCUUGUCCACAUUGCCGCGAUGGAAAAGGUGAAUUUUAUGAAGCCUACGAAUACUGGACAAAACAACCAAUCUUAAGUGACAAGAUAACAUCACCAUUGAACAUUACACUCACCCAAGAGAUAGAAAUCGAAGUUGUUUUUACUGACAUGUCUUUCUAUUUCGAAAAUACACCUAAACCAAAAUAA